CUUCCGCCCCCACAGUGAGCCGGCGGUCAGGGAGACACGGAGAGUUAGCCGCCGGUGACAAACAUCGAUCAUAACAGGAGGAUGGAGAACCAUCCUGAUGGACCUCAGGGUCAGGAAGCCAUGCAGUGGCACCUUCUGCGUAGGGUCAGGGAUAGAGUUGCCUCUAUCCUUAACAGACAACCCAUUGACUACGAAUACCUGCACUUUGUUUGUGCUCAGGAGCUGCAGUUUCUUCGAGCUGGAGCAUCAUAUAUGGACAUUCCUGAUAGCGUUUUACUUAGUCUUCAGCAGCUGUCUGACAUUGUUAGCAGCUAUCUGUCACAGAGGGUCAUCCCACCACUAUUUCAUGAUGUAGCUGUGACUGAAUUAAGAGGCAGUGUCGGACGACCUCAGAUAACCAUAGAAAGCCAGACUCUAUUAGAUAUGCUUAGCACUGGGUUACCCCUGACUUCUUUGUCCGACCUCCAUGGAAUUUCGAGGUCAACUCUUUACAGGAGGAUGAAAGACCAUAACCUUUCUGUCAGGAAAUGUUAUUCUGACAUAACAGAUGAUGUGCUUGAUCAGAAAGUUAGGUCUAUCAAAGCACAAAUGCCCCAUGCAGGUUAUAGACUUAUCAAAGGUUCUCUUGAAGCAUCGGGGCAUCGCAUUCCAUGGAGACGGGUUAGGAGGUCAUUGCAGCGUGUGGAUGGUGCCGGAGUCAUUUCCAGGAUGAUCCAGCUGUCUUGCAUCACCAGAAGGACAUACUCUGUUCCUGCUCCCCUGUCUCUUGUCCAUAUUGACACAAACCACAAGUUGAUAAGGUACAACAUUGUAGUUUUUGGAGCAAUCGAUUGCUUUUCACGGAAGAUCUUUUACUUGGAUACAGCGGGGAACAAUAAAGCAGAAACAGCUUUUGGAUUUUUCAUGGAGGGGGUGCAGAAACACGGGUGGCCAUUCAGAGUUCGAGCAGAUCAAGGUGUUGAAAAUGUAGACAUUGCUAGAUGCAUGUUUACGGUACAAGGAACAGGUCGUGGCAGUUUCAUUGCAGGCAAAAGCGUCCAUAACCAGAGAGUGGAAAGGCUAUGGAGAGACCUUUGGAGCGUAAUAUGUCAGUACUACAAUGUACUCCAUGGUUUGGAGGAAGACGGAUUUCUUGACAUAUCCAAUGCUGUCCACCUCUACUGUGUUGGAUAUGUCUUCAUACCGCGACUCCGAGCAGAUCUGCAUCACUUUACAGAGAGCUGGAACUGCCACCCCUUGUGCACUGAGGGAAAUCUGACACCAAAUCAACUCUGGAUGAUAGGGAUGUUGCAAGCACCCAUGCCAGAACCAGACCUGGUAGAGAUCCAGCAAACAGAAGAGCAGCCCCCUUGCGACCUUGACACCGGUGAACACAGGGUGGUUGUUCCAGACAUCCAAUGCCCCCUGUCAGAGGAAAGACUUUCAGCACUACAACAAAUAAAUCCAAAUGCUGAGUCCUCAAGUUUUGGUGGGGACAUCUAUCUGCAGGCUCUCAAUGUUGCCUGUGGUGUAUAAAAUCUAGUAGACAGUCGUGAAAGCAGCUGGUUGGACCAAAGUGAAAUAUCAUUUUAUUUUAUUAUGAAACAGAUUAGAAUAAAUUCACGUGAUUCACAU
Molecule: messenger RNA, 1614 nt
Organism: Epinephelus fuscoguttatus (brown-marbled grouper)
Lineage: Eukaryota; Metazoa; Chordata; Actinopteri; Perciformes; Serranidae
Exons: 8
Coding region: 82-1515 (477 amino acids)
Biological process (GO): DNA integration
Molecular function (GO): nucleic acid binding
Source: RefSeq, a predicted model, not a curated record